Messenger RNA from Saccharomyces kudriavzevii IFO 1802, 801 nucleotides. RefSeq names its product Mss18p (gene MSS18). Lineage: Eukaryota; Fungi; Ascomycota; Saccharomycetes; Saccharomycetales; Saccharomycetaceae. The coding region runs from base 1 to 801 and encodes 266 amino acids. The record is from RefSeq and is a predicted model, not a curated record. The transcript has a single exon.
AUGGGCUUACCUGAAGUUGAUUUCCUUCUAAAAAAUUGCAUACUUGUGGAGCUCAAGUUAUUCUACCAGACCGUGUUUCCUGUAAAGGAAUUGUAUUGGAACCAUCGAAUAACCACAGAAUUAAGCAGAUUCUCCGAUAUCAAGUAUGCAAGGUCAACUUUCGCGCUCAGUAAUGGCACAUUCCAGAAAACAAGACCGAAGCUAGACCUGAUACUGGCUUCACAUGACAUUCACAAGUUAGCUACAAUUUUAUUCAAUUUAAAAGCAUUUAUAAUGAACGGAAAAGAUGAAAAGUCAACGGACAGUAAUGCGCCAGCUAACAGGGGAGAGGAGCAUAUCUUGGAACAGAAAUACUCACGUCUGUUGAAUAUAUGGGAAAGGGACAUCGGAGAGCAGGGCUCCCCUUUCCUUCAGCUUCAACCGGAUAGCAACUUAUUAUUUGCCAAGAGACCUGUAAAAUAUGCGACUACAACAGAAAAUGAGGAUAUAGACAUAUCCAGUAAAGAGUUCUUCAAAUUACAGGAAAAACAGCACCGGACUGAUGAGGUUUACAACAAUGAAUAUAUUCAGCCGCCAAGUAAGAUAAGAGACGGGGAACACGGGUCAAAUUUUAUUCAUUUCAAGCCUUCAUUGUACUACAGUUAUUCUUCGUUACCAGCUAACAUGAAGCUUUGGCUAGAUGGCCUAGAAGAUGACAAAAUGUCGUUAAUGGGAACUAAUGAGAAGUCAACCGAGAAUUUAGAUAUUUUGUUACACGGUUUCAGAGGAUUUCCAAAAAAAUAUGAUAAAACAGGUAACUAA